Molecule: messenger RNA, 2026 nt
Organism: Ahaetulla prasina
Lineage: Eukaryota; Metazoa; Chordata; Lepidosauria; Squamata; Colubridae
Gene: GLRX5
Product: glutaredoxin 5
Exons: 2
Coding region: 78-554 (158 amino acids)
Source: RefSeq, a predicted model, not a curated record
GGUGGCCCCAAGCGUGGAAAGAUCGCUCCAAAGGAAGACGCUUCUGCAAAGUCGAGGAGGCGGCCGCUGUGGUGGCCAUGAUUGGGUCACUUUGCCGGCUACCCGCAGCCUUGCGGCUGGCGGGGCGCUCACGACCCUCAGGAUAUUUUGUGCAGCAGCUGAGUCAGGGGGGACCGAGCUCCAGCGGCGAGGGCAGCGGGUCGAAGGAGGCGGUGGAGCGACUGGUGCGCGCACAUCCGGUGGUGGUGUUCAUGAAGGGGAGCCCGGCCCAGCCCCAGUGCGGUUUCAGCAACGCGGUGGUGCAGAUUCUGCGCCUUCAUGGUGUUAAUGAUUACCGUGCCUAUGAUGUCCUCCAGGAUCCCGACCUCCGGCAAGGAAUUAAAAAUUAUUCCAACUGGCCUACUAUUCCUCAAGUCUACCUCAAUGGUGAAUUUGUGGGAGGUUGCGACAUACUACUCCAGAUGCAUCAAAGUGGAGACCUAGUGGAAGAGCUUAAGAAAUUAGGAAUUCAAUCUGCACUUCUGGAAUCUGAGAAAGACCACGGCAAAAAAUAAAAUUACUGUGACUUUGACAAAGAUAUCUUUUGAUAAUUGGUACCGGAAAAGCCUUCUGUACUUUAGUUUUUAAAAAAAAGGUUCUGAAUUAAUGUGAUUUAUCAUUAAGCAUUCUGUUGUCUGUUGCACAAUAUGAUCAACUGGUAUAUGAAUAUUUUUAUUUUUGCCACCCAUAAAAGUAAUACUCUUCUAUUUUGCACUGCGUCAUAUUUGAUUAGUCACUUUUUACUUGCCUGUAUGCUAAGAAUUUAUUCCAGAAUAGUUGGUAUUAUUUGUCUUUUUUUAAAAAAAAUCUUUAUGAAACAUUUCCUUGAGUUAGUUCUGUGGACUUUGGGAUCUUUAAUUGCAUUUCUUUCACAUUGCAGAUGGUCUAACUUCUUUAUGAUGCCCUUCCAAUUUGUUAAAGAAACAGUUUUUGACAUACACAUAGUGGUUCUAUGGGAAGCUCAGUUGUCUUCUCUCAUCUUAAUUUUUUUUAUUUUAACCUAAUUGUUCAUAUUAAUAAUAUUGACAUUGUUUCUAUUAAGAGAUAAUGUACUAAAAGUUGAUAGCAAUAUUUCAGUUGAAAGGAAAACAGGCAAUUUGUUAAGAUUUCCAGAAGCAUCUAAAGAAUUAAGAGUUCAUAAAUAUUUGGGUUUAACAUUUGCCCCCUCACUACUUUUAUCUAGUAGGUUGGUGAUUGUAGGCUCUUCGCCUUGCUUUAUCUCACUAUUAUUAAGAGCUAUAAAUUACCUCUUCAUUUUGACAAUAAAAAUAAUACCUAGGUUUUAAAAACAGCUUUGAAUGUUGUAUUAAUGUGCUGACUAUAAGUGGAAAAAGCUAAAAUGUUAAAGAUAAAAGUAGGAGAAAGCAGACCCUCUAAACAACUUCAAAACUUUAAGACUUUGCUAACUUAGUUUUCACUUUAAGAAAGUGAAGUGGAAAGAGAAAGAAAUGUUUAGAAUUGUUUUUUAUUCCAAGAGAAAAAAGCAUCCUAGAGACACUAAAUAAACUCAAGACAAUGGCACAGGUUUAUCAAUUAUUUCACUAUUCUUAUCCUAACUUCCUCUAGUUUGCUUAAACAUGUUACCCAAAGAAUAACUAUUAUUGAACUCAGCAUGAUUUUCCUGAGUUAACAUGUAAACAGGGAUUAUAGCUAUUAAUGCCAUAUAUUCAUUGAUGUAUUCUUGGGAAUAAAAAUUAAAAAUGUAACUAAUGGUGAGAAACACUUCGUUUUUUUAAAUUUGGAAAACAGUGUUUGCUAAACACAUAUCCUUGAUAAAUAUUUGAACUUUCUUAAAUAACUGUAGAACUUUUAUUGUGAUAAUCAGCUUAUGUUUAUUAUAUACAUAUACAAUAACACUAGCAUAUACAUUAAAAUAUUAACUGUUUAUUUUGUUAGAAAGUAACAAAACCAUUAUUUUGUUGCCCAAAUGUUUUAAUGGGAGUUGGUUAUUGUUGACAGGUUUUGAAAUAAAAGCUUCUACCCAAAA